UUUAGGUAAUGGGCAAUGAAUGCACAGGUUCAAUACUAGUGAAUAGAUAGCGUUGACAUGCAGCCGACGCAUAGUCCAGAAAAAAUUGCUAGAGCAUGGGCUCUUUCGUUUUCAGCCUUCAGGUCACACAUUCACGUUGCCCUAUGAAGUCGUGCGACCUCAUUGAUAAACUUAAAAACUGAAUCGGCCCCGCAAAUGGAUCGUAAAGACGAUUUGAUUGCAAUAAUAAAACAAAGAAACCUGGAGCCAAUCUAAAUUGCACGGAUCGACCCAGCUGCUGCUGGACUUAAGUACAGAUUUUGGGUUCGGAAGUACUGAAAUUUGUUUUUGUUUAAAGGUAAAAAUAGAAAAAGGGGUAGGAGGUUUUCAAUAUUGGAACUCAAUGGUUUGGCAACAAAUGACCGAUUUCUCUAUACGCAUAGUUAGCAAACGUUUCGCAAGCAAAAAAUACUUAGAAACUAUUUUUUCUGUAAUCGACAUGAAACUGUACAAAAUGAACAGCCUAGUCGGUAUGUCUAUGCAUUUAAUCAGAUUAUAUUAUAAUGCCCUAACUAAUUAUAUUAUAUAGACUCCAAUGCUGAAAGCGAAAAGAAAUUCAUCAUUUAUUUGUGUUCGUUGAUUAGCAAAGAUAAAUACUGUUAUGCGGCAGACAUUUAUUUCAUUUAAGCCCCACCUCUAUUUUAGAGGGAUAAAACUAGCAGCUGUAUAUCUCUAAGUGCAAAUAACUUAAAAUGUAAAUUAUCGGGUUCACCCCCUGUCUGACGCUCUGUCUGAUGGUCAAGGUCGACCGAAUGCUAUUGUUUGAAGAUCAAUGACUAAUAAACAUAUUAUCGAUCGUCUUCGGUGGCUGAGUGUCUUCGAGGUGCGAAUGACACCCACUCGAUUCUUCGGGAUCCGAUCUUUAGUUAUGCAACAAGUAGCGGUGAAUAACAAAAGACAAUACUCUCGCUUGUUUAAGCAAUUCUUUCUCUGACAGAACUAAACAGCUCACGAUCGUUAUUAGGCUACCAUCAUGGAACAAUUUAGAAAUCGUAUCGAAACAAACUUGCAGAGUUUACCGCGGAAAAUGCAGAAGCUCAAACAUACAAAAUGUUGUAAUAUAAAUAACAAAAGGGUGAUUGAUAUCGGUAUAGCGUGUUGACAUCGGAACGCUUGUUUUGUGAAGCUUCAGGAGGAUAACACAGAUAUACGAAAUUGCUACGAAAAUUGAUACUGAAAAAGGGUGAAUCACGAUCCCGUAGAAGCAAGUAAAACACGAGUAUAUAUUUUUGGCAUUAUAAUUUCAAGAUUUGCAAUAAUAAUAAUAUUAUAGAAUUAUUUCAGCCUAAGUAGAAAAAUUGCUCUAAAAUGUCAUCUUGAUUUCUACGAGACCACAUACGGAACUGCUUGUUAUUGACGGAUAUCAUCAAAGAAUUUAUUGUAGCGCUGCAUCGUCUUUCUGUUGAAUUUAUUGGCUCAUAUGAAAUAUUUCAAAGUCGAUUUCCAGGUGUCAUUGCAAAUUUGGCGACCCCAAAUAGGGCUAACUCGUACUCUUUACAGAACAAACAGUGCCUGCAAGGUUGAUUAUUCUGCGAAAUUCCUGUACUACAAGCACGUUUCUAUAAUAACGCUUGAGAUCUCCUUUUAAGCUACUGAAGGUUAAGUUAUCGGAACUAAGGGUCACUUCUAUCCAUUAUCGUCAGGUGCUUCAGUCAUGCAUCAGAGCAUGAGAUGCUCUCGAGUCGACAACUUGUGACCAAAAAAUGUCUGAAGAAGCAAACCAACCAUGUAAAGAGUCAUUGUUGGGCUCUAUAACUAUUAGUGCCUAUUCUUCUAUUCGGAUGAAGAUGUACAUAUGAGCCCUUAUAAGAGUUUUAUUUACUUUUCAGGUCUUGUUAUAGGACUGCAGUUCCUCUCAUCACGGCGAAUCAUAAGUGAUUAUAAACGAAUCAUGUGUAACAAUUGCCGCCCGUACAAAUGGUUCUCAUAGAACUUUAGCUGAAGGCAAAAUCGUGUUACGACAUGCGGAUUUCGCCAUCAUCGUCUUCGCCGUCAUCGUCAUCAUCGUCAUUAUCACUGGCGGCAGCAACGGCUCGCGGGUGGGCAAGGAGGACAGCAGGCGAGAGUAAAGACAAUUAUACGGGUCCUUUCCGCCCCUACGUCGCCUUUUUACCGCGACAGAAGUAAGAUUUUCUCGACUUCAACCCUCGUUUGAACUUUGUUCUUGUUAUGAAUGCGCUAGCCGCAGCAGAGCAGGGCCAGACUCGCAUCAGGAUGAAUCAGACGCAAAGGAGCGCACCGGACGACAUCAGGAAUUAGACAAACCGAUCGGCAGGCAAGCCGGGAGGCCGUCAUGCGAGCGUGGUUGUAGAUCAUCGCCAUCAUCAAUAAUAAAUGUCUCAGGUGACAGGUGUGACAAGCGUGAAAUCGGAGACAAUCGCUGAAAGAUCUGAGACGAGACUCAGAAGAAGAUGAUGUAACGACUGCCAUUCCCGAUCCAUCUGCGUAUAUUCAUCGCCCAGUGUCUAUCUGUGAAAUACCAGCAAGCAUCCCAAGUGCGCGAUAUUUGUUGGUAGUAAAUACGCGCCAAUGAGCAGUAGAGCAGACCGGGGUCCCGAAGGGCGAUUUCGAUGACCAACCAAAAUGAUAAAAUUGUAGUUGAUUGUCAGUUCGAUAGGUUUUCUAUAGCAGAGGGUGUUUGUAAACGUAAGGCAUUUUGUCACUAUAAUGUGUUCCCUGAAGCAGCUGAAAGCAGCUGACUUUAUUUGUGGACACAGGUGUUAUUAAUACCAACAAUUGUAGUGCAUGAAGGAGUACGUCGGAAAGGCUGAUUAUAUUAUAGUACAGUAUGAUUAGCCGUCAAUAGAAUCACAUAGUGGAUUGAAUCGAAUUCAGUGUGACCUUCUCAACAUUAAUGCUUGUCUGUUGCAAACGUGUCAGCUUAAAGGAAGAAAAUGGUGUGAAGUUGUUGAGUUUCUUCAACGGUACCGCAAAUAGCAACGUUCACCGUCACAGUCCUAACGACAGUGCUGCACCUGUAGCCUGAACCUUGGGAUUAAGCAGAUACGACGUUGGACUAAGGUAGUGCUACAUUACGGUUUACGUCCGGCCGGCUACACAGCUAACACCGAUGUAUCUGCGACUGGGGGCUGCGCCUGCGGAAGCUUUGUGUCUUCCUUUCAUGUGAUAUCAGCCACGAGGCUGAACUCUGACACGGCGGAUGCUGCAAAGUGACGCCGCUAAAGGAGCUUCGUGAUUAAUCCACAAUAAUCGCUGGCGCAAGAUGUUGGCUAUGUUGACGCCAAAUCACAACAUUGGAUGGCUCCGAUGUGUGUUGCUUUUUCUGCUAAGCACAGUAGACAUUGGGUCUGAAUUGUUCGCGCAGGGAGAUGAGCAGCUUCUUAACAGCGGUGAGGUGGUUGUUCAUGACAACGAUGUCGUGGUACUCGAUGACGAUAGUGUUGACUUGGAUGCUGCCGUUUCUUCGCCAAGAGCAACCAAAAUCCAGGAGCCGGGUGAUUUAAAACGGCCCUUGACCUGGAUCACGAAACAAGUGCCGACCUCAUCAAUAUAUCAAGAGCCAAAAUCAACGACGAAUACUGUUAGCCCUACAACGAGUUCAUUUCGACAGGCAAUUAGACAUCCUUCAAACACAGCUAUUUUUGACGGACUAUUUAAUUCAACCUCAGCGCCAGUUACAACCGGCUCUAAGGGAGUUGUCAAAAAGCGUCCGAGUACAACCCUGGCACCGGUUCCACCUGACCUAAAACCGGAAGACGAGCCUUCAAAUUCUGAAGCACAGUCUCCUCAAUCGGGAUGCGGCAUCAGUGUUUUAGCUUCAGAAGAGGAUCCUGAUUUCCGGAUUGUCGGCGGUCGAGAUUCGGAAAGCGGUGCUUGGCCAUGGCAGGUGUCGCUUUUAUUGCGUCAUCCCUCCGCAGGAAAGCUCGGCCAUUGGUGCGGGGGAGCUAUCGUUAAUCGUCGUUGGAUCGUGACAGCUGCACACUGCAUUAUUAAGACAUGCCUUCUUCCUUCUUGUAGCCAGAUGUUCGCACUUCCGCAACCUACCUUUUGGACCGUCCGCCUCGGAGACCACAAAAUGAAACUUACCGAGGGCACAGAAGUUACAGUUAAGGUAUCGAACAUCUACCCAUACCCAUGGUAUAAGGGCUACGAACAAGAUAUAGCCCUAGUUCGAAUGGCUUCGCCCGCUAAUUGGACGAACUUUAUUCGACCUUUAUGUCUCCCCGAAGAAGAAGACGACUUUCAGGGCUUAACUUGCAUUGCCACUGGCUGGGGAAAAAUUGAUUACAACGCCAAGGCAUCCAACGUUCUUCAGGAAGUUCUCGUUCGGGUAUUUGACAACAGCGUUUGCGAUGCGGUAUACAGGCCAAAGUUUAAAAUUGCCAUAAAAAAGUACCACCUUUGCGCCGGCACGCUUGAUGGAGGUCGAGGAACCUGCCAUGGCGAUAGCGGUGGUCCAUUAAUGUGUCGUCUGCACAACGGUCGCUGGUACUUGGCCGGCAUAACUUCGUUCGGCUCAGGUUGCGCCAAACGGGGUUUCCCAGAUGUGUAUUCACACGUCCCGCACUAUAUAGAAUGGAUCCACGAAGUGAUGGAGCGCCAUGACAAAGAGGAAGAGCCUAAUGCACACGUAGGGGGAAUGAGUCGGCUUUCGGGCGACGUCCAAUUGACCACUAUCAGGAACUGACUUGGCCGGUGAAAAGACGGACGACGGUGAUCCACAUGGUGUAUUAUGCAUGGCUAUACAUGAGCUGGAAGAUCUGCCAUUCUAAUAGAUGGAACUGGCCUAACUCGACAUAACAUCCACUGUACAUUCUACAUGUACUCGCGUGAAAUAACACUACAAAUAUAAGUGAAAUUAAAUUGAUUUUUGCACCUCGAUUUAGUCAAUUUUGUAAAUGUAAGUUUGAUAAAUAAAAGUUGAUAAUAAAAAAUCA
This is a messenger RNA of Varroa destructor (honeybee mite), 4937 nucleotides long. RefSeq names its product chymotrypsin-like elastase family member 2A. Gene Ontology annotation, biological process: proteolysis. Gene Ontology annotation, molecular function: serine-type endopeptidase activity. The record is from RefSeq and is a predicted model, not a curated record. NCBI's taxonomy places the organism in Eukaryota, Metazoa, Arthropoda, Arachnida, Mesostigmata, Varroidae.